GGCUGGUCUUGAAUUCCUGAACUCAAGUGAUCUCCAGCCUCAGCCUCCGAAAGUGCUGGGCUUACAGGCAUGAAUCUUUUAUUACUUUCUUGUGUGUCCUUCCCAAGUUCACAGAAAACACAAGCAGACAGAAAUCCAUUCUUUCCCACGGUUGCUGGCACGGACUCUGCUGUGUGACAGCACAAGCUCACGUGCUCAAGGGUCUCCUGCCUGCAGCCAGCCCUGGGCCUGCCCUGGACAGGCGGGCUUCAGAUUCCCCCCGAGGUUCUGUGCCAUUCAGUUGGAGGACAAGAGCUUCCCCACUGUCUGGCGUGGAGGCAAACCUGCCUCCAGGUCCCACCCCUCCCCAGGCCUUUCUCCUUUUAUCAAAGGUUGCCCUGGGGGAGGCUCCCUGCGGAGCUGAUGAGGAGGGAGCCUCUGUGCCCUGUGCACUGGCCUGAGGGGGUGAGGGCAGGGCUAGGGCGUGGGCUGGUGCAGGGGACUCUAGCCCAGAGCUGCGGCUGCCUUCCUGGAAACACUCCUGUCAGGUGACUACAGAGUGAGAGUGAAACCAGCUUCCCUCAGAGGCUGCAGCACAAGGCUGCCCUGCAAACGUCUGAAAAAAAGAGGCAAGCUCUCGGUGUGAGCAAGUGGACUGCGGCUAUUUGAGGUGGGCACUUCCCCUGGGGACAUCACCAGGCACACAAGGGUGUCCCUUGUUCACGGUCUUGUAGGGGGCCCAGCUCGGACAUUCGGCCUCCUGGCUCUGUCUGCAAGCUGGGCUCUGUCGUCCCAAGACCUGAGUAAAAGGACAUGAGGUGUGAGCCUUCGAGGGCGCCAACCACGCCCAAGGGAAGCCAGGCAGCUGCUGGCAUUCAGACGCAUCCACAGAGCCCUGCUGGGUGCAGAGGGCACACGCAGCCACUGGCUUUCAGAUGUAUCCACAGAGCCCUGCUGGGCACAGAGGGCAGACGCCAGUGGCACGGUGGCCCCUAACCCCCCGUGCUCUGCAGGCCCAGUGAGCAGCUGUGGGGUCCUCCCUGGCCAGGUCAGUGAGUGGCUGGCGUCCACGGCAGCAUCUGCUCUGGUCCAUGGUCAGGCCGCCCCUCCAGGGACACUGGUACCCUCUAGUCAGGACACGGAGACCAGGACAACAGCUGCAUGUGUCCAUCUCCAGGUUCCAACUGCUGCUCUCCUUCUUGCUCCUGCAACCCCAGCCCUCAGGCAGUGGGAGGACGCUAGGGCCUCUCCUGAGACUGCCUGGGGGCAUCUCCUUCCCCUGCCGCCCCUGCUGGAGGCCUGGGUGGCUGACUUUUGCUUUCUUUUCCGCAGGAAGGAGCCCACGUGGGAAUCCCCUGAGCUGCGCCAUGGCCAGAGGCUUGGUUGUUCGCGGGGGUCACAGCUCUUAUGGCUGCAGCUAGCGUGACCCCCCCUGGCUCCUUGGAGUUGCUACAGCCUGGCUUCUCCAAGACCCUCCUGGGGACCAAGCUGGAAGCCAAGUACCUGUGCUCCGCCUGCGGAAACGUCCUGCGCAGGCCCUUCCAGGCGCAGUGCGGCCACCGGUACUGCUCCUUCUGCCUGGCCAGCAUCCUCAGCUCUGGGCCUCAGAACUGUGCUGCCUGUGUUCACGAGGGCAUAUAUGAAGAAGGCAUUUCUAUUUUAGAAAGCAGUUCGGCUUUCCCAGAUAAUGCUGCCCGCAGGGAGGUGGAGAGCCUGCCGGCCGUCUGUCCCAUUGAUGGGUGCACCUGGAAGGGGACCCUGAAAGAAUAUGAGAGCUGCCACGAAGGCCGCUGCCCGCUCAUGCUGACCGAAUGUCCUGCAUGCAAAGGCCUGGUCCGCCUGGGUGAAAAGGAGCGCCACCUGGAGCACGAGUGCCCAGAGAGAAGCCUGAGCUGCCGGCAUUGCCGGGCGCCCUGCUGCGGGGCGGACGGGAAGGCGCACCACGAGGUCUGCCCCAAGUUCCCCUUGACUUGUGAUGGCUGCGGCAAGAAAAAGAUCCCCCGGGAGAAGUUUCAGGACCACGUCAAGACUUGUGGCAAGUGUCGAGUCCCUUGCAGAUUCCACGCCAUCGGCUGCCUCGAGACGGUGGAGGGUGAGAAACAGCAAGAGCACGAGGCACAGUGGCUGCGGGAGCACCUGGCCAUGCUCCUGAGCUCAGUGCUGGAGGCAAAGCCUCUCUUGGGAGACCAGAGCCAUGCGGGGUCGGAGCUCCUGCAGAGGUGCGAGAACCUGGAGAAGAAGACGGCCACUUUUGAGAACAUUGUCUGCGUCCUGAACCGGGAGGUGGAGAGGGUGGCCAUGACUGCCGAGGCCUGCAGCCGGCAGCACCGGCUGGACCAAGACAAGAUUGAAGCCCUGAGUAACAAGGUGCAGCAGCUGGAGAGGAGCAUUGGCCUCAAGGACCUGGCGAUGGCUGACCUGGAGCAGAAGGUCUUAGAGAUGGAGGCAUCCACCUAUGAUGGGGUCUUCAUCUGGAAGAUCUCAGACUUCGCCAGGAAGCGCCAGGAAGCUGUGGCCGGCCGCACACCCGCCAUCUUCUCCCCAGCCUUCUACACCAGCAGGUACGGCUACAAGAUGUGUCUGCGUAUCUACCUGAACGGCGACGGCACCGGGCGAGGAACACACCUGUCCCUCUUCUUUGUGGUGAUGAAGGGCCCGAAUGACGCCCUGCUGCGGUGGCCCUUCAACCAGAAGGUGACCUUAAUGCUGCUCGACCAGAAUAACCGGGAGCACGUGAUUGAUGCCUUCAGGCCCGACGUGACCUCGUCCUCUUUUCAGAGGCCAGUCAAUGACAUGAACAUCGCAAGCGGCUGCCCCCUCUUCUGCCCCGUCUCCAAGAUGGAGGCCAAGAAUUCCUACGUGCGGGACGAUGCCAUCUUCAUCAAGGCCAUUGUGGACCUGACAGGGCUCUAACUGCCCCCCCUGGUGUCUGGGGGUUGGGGGCAGCCAGGCACAGCCGGCUCACUCAGGGGCCACCACACUGGGCCAGGGCCUCACUGUACAAGUGGGCAGGGGCCGCGCUUGGGCGCUUGGGAGGGUGUCGGCCUGCAGCCAAGUUCACUGUAAUGGGGGAAGGAGCCACCAGCCAGUCCUCAGAUUUCAGAGACUGUGUGGAGGGGCCUGGAAGAUAGGCUUAGCCCAGGGCUGUGGUGGGAUUGGCUGAGGGUUUUCAGGUGCUUCCCAGCGCAAGCUGCCCUUGCUGUCUUGUGCAGUGAAGGGAGAUGCCCUGGGUGGGGACACGUGGUGUGGGAGCACAUCCCAGCAGUGCCCGUGCAGCAGGAGCGCGGUGGAUGACCUUGUGUCCCUCGGGCAUGACAAAGGAGGAGGGCUGCUCCAGGAGAAGGGCCUCCUGCUGGCCAGAGCGAGGAGGGCCGAGAGGCUUGGUUCUCCCCUCUGGCCCCUGGAGAGAAGGGAGUGUUCUUAGACCCCUGGGUGCUUGUCUGCACAGAGCUCUGGUCUGUGCCACCUUGGCCAGGCCGGCUGUGGGAGAGGGUCUGGUCCCACGCUGCCUCUGCUCAGACCACUGUGUGGGGGGUGCACAGCACAGCCUGCGGGUGAAAUGUGAGAGCUCACCAUCGAGCUCACGAGACAGUUAUUAAACCAUUCAAAUCUCUGUGGUC
Messenger RNA from Cercocebus atys (sooty mangabey), 3599 nucleotides. RefSeq names its product TNF receptor-associated factor 2 (gene TRAF2). Lineage: Eukaryota; Metazoa; Chordata; Mammalia; Primates; Cercopithecidae. Gene Ontology annotation, molecular function: zinc ion binding; tumor necrosis factor receptor binding; ubiquitin-protein transferase activity. Gene Ontology annotation, cellular component: cytosol; cytoplasmic side of plasma membrane; plasma membrane signaling receptor complex. Bases 1387 to 2892 code for a protein of 501 amino acids. Gene Ontology annotation, biological process: tumor necrosis factor-mediated signaling pathway; protein autoubiquitination; protein K63-linked ubiquitination. The transcript is spliced from 11 exons. The record is from RefSeq and is a predicted model, not a curated record.